GUGUUUGGGAGUGUGAGGAAGGGGGUUAUUGGCUGAGUGGUUACACUGUAUUUUAGAAUGAAGUCAGCGAUUUGUCCCCAACUCUUUACACAGCCCGCGUACAGGUAAGAACGCGUGAUCUCCGCGUUUCAGGGCGGUUCCAGGUGAGAUGAGCCGUGCGCUCUCAUGUCCUCGCUUAUUGCGACUGGGCAUUGACACAAGACGCAGAGAUAAAGUGUUCCUCGUGACAGGAUCAUAAUUCGAGGUGUCGCUAAUGGUCCAGGCGAGAGAGUUAGCCCCGCAUUCAAAUGGCAAAAGAGCCCGACUGUUGAAUCUUAUUUUUUGAGCAUAUCAUUCAUCGGCCCAGCCCCCUUUCCCAGCUGAUGCCCAAUAAGAGAGAGAGACACAGGCUGACACCUGCUUAUAAACAAAGCCCAGGCGCCCGGGACGAGCCACAAUCUCCGAUCAGCAAAAGUAGAAAAAGCAGCGGGCAUCGUGUGUGUGUGUGUGUGUGCGUGUGUGUGUGUGAGCUGGGACUGACGGCCGACAUGACUUCCAGCGAGAUUGAGUUCCCGAGCGAGCUGAAGGCGGACCCGCCGGCUCUCAUCGCUUCCCUUCAUCUGCUGCCGUCUCCCACUUCAAACCUGGAGAUCAAACACACCAAGCUCUUUAUUAACAAUGAAUGGCAUCAUUCAGCAAGUGGAAAGACCUUGUCAACCUACAACCCAUCGACUGGAGAGAAAAUCUGUGAUGUUCAAGAAGCCGACAAGGCUGAUGUGGACAAGGCAGUACAGGCGGCACGACUUGCCUUUUCCCCCGGAUCGGUCUGGAGGAGGAUGGAUGCAUCGGAGAGAGGCCGUUUGAUUGACAAACUGGCAGAUCUGGUGGACCGGGACCGACCUCAGCUCGCUACACUUGAAUCUCUAGAUAGUGGAAAGCCAUUUCUCCAGGCUUAUUAUGUUGACCUACAGGGAGUCAUAAAAACGCUCAGAUACUUUGCUGGUUGGACCGACAAGAUUCAUGGGAAGACAAUUCCAGUCGAUGGAGAUUAUUUCACAUUUACAAGACAUGAGCCCAUAGGGGUGUGUGGGCAGAUCAUCCCUUGGAACUUCCCCCUCCUCAUGUUUGCGUGGAAGAUAGCUCCAGCGUUGUGUUGUGGAAACACAGUGGUCAUCAAACCCGCGGAACAAACGCCACUGACUGCCCUCUACAUGGGAGCUCUCAUCAAAGAGGCCGGGUUUCCACCAGGGGCGGUGAACAUUUUACCUGGAUUUGGCAGCACAGCCGGUGCAGCCAUAGCCUCUCACAUGGACAUCGACAAAAUUGCCUUCACUGGAUCUACUGAGGUUGGGAAACUAAUCCAGGAAGCAGCCGGGAGGAGCAACCUGAAGAGAGUGACGUUGGAGUUGGGAGGAAAGAGCCCAAACAUUAUCUUUGCAGAUGCUGAUUUGGACUAUGCCGUGGAACAGGCUCAUCAGGGAGUGUUCUUCAACCAGGGCCAAUGCUGCACAGCAGGAUCACGGAUCUACGUGGAAGAGCCGAUCUACGAGGAGUUUGUCCAAAAAAGUACAGAACGUGCACAGAGAAGAACAGUAGGAAACCCGUUUGAUCCGGCCACUGAGCAAGGGCCCCAAAUUGACAAACUACAAUGCGAUAAGGUCCUUGAACUUGUGCUGAGUGGCAUCACUGAGGGAGCAAAGCUCGAGUGUGGUGGUAAAUCACUGGGCAAGAAAGGCUUCUUCAUUGAACCGACUGUCUUUUCAAACGUGAUGGAUGAUAUGCGGAUAGCAAAGGAAGAGAUUUUUGGCCCAGUUCAACUCAUUAUCAAGUUUAAAACCAUGGAAGAAGUGGUGGAAAGGGCCAAUAAUUCGCAGUUCGGAUUGGUAGCCGCUGUCUUCACCAAAGAUAUUGAUAAAGCAUUAACAGUUUCUGCGGCUAUGCAGGCUGGGACAGUCUGGAUUAAUUGUUACAAUGCCUUAAAUGUCCAGAGUCCCUUUGGAGGAUUUAAAAUGUCUGGCAAUGGUCGAGAAAUGGGAGAAUAUGGACUAAAGGAAUACACUGAAAUCAAAACUGUGACUGUCAAAAUCCAACAGAAGAAUUCUUAAGAGAGCUUCGAGGCCAGACAUGGCCAUGGACACAGUGAAUCCUCUCAUUUACCAGCAAGACAAACACACACAACAGUGGUUGUGCAGCAUAUGGUUGAAGCUUUAUCUUAUAAAAUGUAAAAAAAUAUAUACUAGUGAAUGUAUAUGUACCACAAAUACUGUGUAUUUGAAGAAAAUACAAUAAUCUCAGCAAAUUCCCCCGAGUGCAUUCAUUACAUGGUUCCCAUUUGAUCAAUUUUAGCCUUGAGUAAUCUGUAGUUGGUGGGGCUUUGCCAGUCCAUGGACCCACACAACACUGGGAGCUGCAGGACAAAUUCUUAUUUCUUUCCAUCGAGUUGGGACUUGCCACGGAGGGUAAACAAUGCCUGUUGAAAAUGAGAGUGUGUCCUCUGAUGCCAGGUGGGUUGCUGGGAGCAGCCAGAGGUAAGUGAGGGUGUGGUCAGGGUGGCAUCCACCACCUUUGCUCUUCUGUAGAAAGUGGGAAAAGCCUAAGCGAAGAGAACCGCUUGAACUUGGGAAGAUCUCCGAGUGGUUCUGUCGGCAGCCCAGACACCAACAUCUAGUGGUGGUUUGCCACAGCCCACUGGCCAUUCCUCACAGACUCUGCCUGCGAUGACAACGUUACAGAGAGCUGGAAGUCUGCUCAACACUAUAGCGAGCUCAGACUGGGAACUCAACUCCUCAACUCAUGAAAGCCAAUUGUUGCUCUUCUCUGGAAAAGACAAGGAGACCGAGAGAAUCCGGAGCCGGGGAAGGGGUGUGUUGCAGGGAGGGAGAUUUAGAAACAUGGAAAAUAGGUGCAGGAGUAGGCCUUUCGGCCAUUCAAGCCAGCAACAUAAUUCAAUAUGAUCAUGGCUGAUCGUCCAGAAUCAGUACCCCGUUCCUGCUCUCUCCCCAUAUCCCUUGAUUGCAUUAGCUCGAAGAGCUACAUCUAACUCCCUCUUGAAAACAUCCAGUUUAGGGUAGAACUGGACCCAGUUGUUGGUCCCAGUUCGAUCGGCAGCCUUGUGUUUAUUUUAAAUGUACUUUUCCAUAAAAGUACUGCUUGCAGCACAGAAACAGGGCGACUCAGCCUCGUUGUUGCAUUGGUGAGCUUAUGUCCCACUUGAGACCUCCUCUGCCGCUGCGCCUCACACGGUGAUCUCAUGCUUGUAUCCCUUGCCAUGCUGUGCUGACUAAAGAUGUCUCUGUCACUGGGCUGAACAACUCACUGUGGUCACAAAUUGUUCAACCUAAAGAACUAAAGGCCGAGUCACCUUUUCAAUUGCCGCAGCAUGUUCAAAUGGCCCUGCCUGCUGAGGUCCCCCUGUUCUGAUAUCACUCUGAGACCGUAUCCUUGCACUGUUGGCCGUCGAUGGUGCAGGCGGGUUCUGAGGUUGGCUCUGGUGGGCGGCUCAGCCACAGAGUAACCGUGUGAAAGGCCGUCGUUCACUGUGUGUAAAGAGGCUCCACCGCUGGCCUGUACUCAAGCUCAGUGUGAGUCUGAGCUAAGACUUCUGCUUCCCACCUCACCCACACCUCCCCCCCUCAGUGUUCGGACAGCAUUUCUCUGUGUCUGAUAGCAGGCAAGCGAUAGUAAAUUGUUGGCUUUCUUUGUAACAUGUCGCACAACGGCAAAGUGGUGGUAAUGGGAGACACGUACUAAUUAUCAGCAGGUUAAAUAAAAUCCCAAUAUUUCCACCCUGCCCAGUAACAGUAAAGUUGAUUUUCCCAAUUCAUCGCACGCAAAAACAUAAGAUGCAAACACUGUUACUUCCAAUGAAGUAUUCUCUCCUUGUGCAACUUUAAACAUUUCUCCUGGCAAACCACCCGACCAUCAUUUAUUUAUGGAGUUUCAAUGAGCAGCCCAUGUGUCGUGUCACCAAACCCCAGGCCGAACCUCACCAAGGCAUUGUCUUUUGUGAACUUAUUCUGAUGGGUACAUUACAAUUCAUCACCUCUUUGCAGUCUUCACCUCUGAACAGCGUUAUAAAGGCAUUGAACCAAACAACACAGAAACCGGCCUCUCAGCUCAGCUCCCCUAUGCCAACCAAGUUGUCCCAUCUAUGCUAGUCCCGCCUGCCUGACCGUAUCCCUCUCAACCUACCCUGUCCAUGUACCCCUUCCUAAAUGUCUUUUGAAUGUUGCUGUAGUGAAAGUAGUGCAUGAUUCUAUACUUUCUCCAAGGACAAGGCCAGCAAGGUUUGUUAAAACCAUGAUUCCGUCACAAACAUGCAACAUUCUCUUUCAUUGUAGUCUGUGAUAUUGUGACGUUGGUGAUUAAACAUUACUCUGCCACGUAGAAUAAAACCCAGGCCUUGGAGGCAUUGGAAAGCUCAACGCCAUUGAAUGAUGCAUCCUAAACAACACACAGUACCCCAGUCACCCAACCCUGUGCCAGAUACCAAGCAUUAAUUGUUCUACUUGGGCCACAACAAUAUAUAUCAACACCCCUUAUAAAUUACUAUGGAAUAGGAACAAUGGCUCUGUGGUUUGUGCUAAAUGUGUAUUCUAAUCCCAACUAUCAUGACUGUACUCUGCCACUGAGAUGGAAUUUCUGUCACUGGGUUGUUGAACAACAAGAGUUAAGUAAUGAGGCAACGUGCAGCACAUAUAGAAAUAAAGCUUCCUAAUCAACGUAGAACCUGAAAUAAGAGCCAAAAAAAAAUCACAUAAUAUAUGAUAUGAAAUGGGACGAUACCAAAGUACUCAGAAACAUGUCUCUGCUUUAAAUAGAUCACUUUUAUUAUUGAUGAUUUAAUCUCAAUGAGUAUAUAACCAUAGGAUAUUGCUCAAUCCUAUAUUUUAUCAAAAAACUUUGGGAAAUAAGAGCAAGGUCCUAUCUUUUAUUGCACCUACUCUGCCAUCGAAUGAAUGUGUUGCCUGAAUUUACACAUUAACUCAUAAUUCCAUGUCUACUGAUUCUGUUGAUGCUCCAAAAUGGACCGCCCCAAGUAUUACAUACCCACAGCCAUCCGGAAUAGACAACUUCUCAUCACAGUCCUAAGUGGGUGAGCUCUUUCCUGAUGCUAUGGCCUUGGUUCUAGACUCUCCAACUUUCACCUUCUACCCGAUCAAACCAUCUGAAAAUCUCAAUGAGGUUACCUUUCACCAUCUCCAGAAAACCCAGCUGUUAAAAAUCCGAUUAAUAUGUCUAUUAAAACAAUGAACGGGGGAAUUUUAUGUAAAUUCAUAUACAUCUAUCUGUUAAUAAAACUGUGAUUUAAAGGAUAGUGUGCUUUUGACAUAUUUUGUUGUUAUGCUAUAAUCGCAAGGAAUGUUAAUCUAAUAUUUUAUUUCAUACCUUUCACUGCGCUCAUAUGAAAGCUGAGCAUUAAUGUUGCCAAGUUUCACCAUUUGUGUCUUUUACUUUCUCUAUUUUAAGUCACCUGUGGUUGAUGUCACAACAGAAGCAAUAAUGUGUAAAUCCGUAAACUUUAUACACUGAUUGAAUGACUGCAACUUUCUUUUUGUUAACUGUAUUGCAGUUUUGAAAUCAUGUAUAUACAAUUAUGUACUAUGAAUAUAUAAAUUUAUUUUCUAUGCUGUUUUUCAUUAAAAAAAAACCCAAGAUACAUUUGGUAUCGGAGUGUUAAAAUUAUGUGAGAGCAAUUCGCCUAAAAAUGUGACAAAGCUUUAGAACAGAUAUCAGUUGAGUUGUACUGGUUGUGACUAAUCCAAUAUAAAAACUCCUCUUACGGGAGAUUGGACUCCAGUGUCUGAUUCAAAUCUCUUUCCCUUUACCUGAGAUGUGUGCAUUAAAGGAAGAGAACAGUUUUGAAUGUGGAGACUAUUGUAGAUAUUAUUCACUUUAUGCUUAUUAAAUAUAGAGUUUGGUGGUUAGAUCUUCCAUCUCUCCUUCCCCCAGAACUAUAAUUCGAUGAAAGUGUAAUGGGUGCACUUAGUUCUGGCAACUGCAUACCGAACACCAAGCACUGAGCCCUUGUCACAUUUAAUCCCCAUGAGCAACUUAUGAUUACAUUUUCAGAUUGGGUCCUUCCCUCCAGCUAAAUAUUAUUAAUAAUUUUUAUUGCAAUGUAUUAAAAUCCAUUAACUGCUCAAUAUCUUAACUUUUAUCAUGCUAGAAGUGAAGUGCAAAUAAUGUAAGCAUAGAAAAGCCUGCAUAAAUAUUUGGUUAUUUGAGUAUACCCAGAAAUAGAACUGAACAUUUUAGCAAUUCAUCCUGCAGCUAAUAAAGGUUUUGUUUUGUUAAGAUAUCUGUGAUCAGUCAUUGUUAUUUUCAAUAAGUUGUGAAAUAGAAAAUGUUUGCAUGCCUGUUUGGAUAGCAGAUGUAAUGAGAUCAGAACGAUAAUAAUUUACCUGUGUGGUUUGUUAAGAAAAGGCCUGUUGAUCCUAUUACAGUAAUCGUGAAUAGAAAAGUUAUUACAGUUCAUCUUAAUCCAGAGAGAUUAUUAAACUCCCUGAUGCUACAUCCAAAUGUCUCCUAAGUACUCCCAGAGCUUCCACUUCCACCAUACUUUGUGGAUGCUUAUAUCACAUAAUUCAUCCUGUGUAAAGAAUCAAAAGCCUGUUCCUCUUUGACACCUGUAUACCCUGCUGUUCCCUUCAAUUUAAAAUAACUUGAGUUGACUUUAUCUCAGCGAUCUAACACACUCUAUAGAAACACACAUCUAAAAUCUGUGUUGUAAAAGAUUAUCCUCUGUUCUAAGGUCAUACGAUCAUAAGUGACAGGAGCGUAAUUAGACCAUUCGGCCCAUCGAGUCUGCUCCGCCAUUCAAUCAUGGCUGAUCUAUCUCUUCCUCCUAACCCCAU
Molecule: messenger RNA, 6836 nt
Organism: Leucoraja erinaceus (little skate)
Lineage: Eukaryota; Metazoa; Chordata; Chondrichthyes; Rajiformes; Rajidae
Gene: aldh1a2
Product: aldehyde dehydrogenase 1 family, member A2
Exons: 13
Coding region: 363-2084 (573 amino acids)
Molecular function (GO): aldehyde dehydrogenase (NAD+) activity
Source: RefSeq, a predicted model, not a curated record